This is a messenger RNA of Cordyceps militaris CM01, 390 nucleotides long. Its product is annotated as protein precursor. The record is from RefSeq and is a predicted model, not a curated record. The coding region runs from base 1 to 390 and encodes 129 amino acids. The transcript has a single exon. Lineage: Eukaryota; Fungi; Ascomycota; Sordariomycetes; Hypocreales; Cordycipitaceae.
AUGUUUAUCCUUUUCAGCAUCUCUCUCUUCUUCAUCGUCACUGCGACCGCCUUGUUCUUCACACGAUCCUACUGGUUACGCUACCUGCCCGACGUCAGCACCCACCUGCCCUCAGCCGACUACCUAUACUCGCGGCUGCCCUCGACCUUUGCGGGCGACAUCGAGGCCGGUCUGUCGAGCAGUACCUUUGAUCUCAGCGGCAAUGUGGAUGCAGGCGACAGUCGCGCUGGCUUGGACGAUACCAGCAAGGCGGAGGUUCUCAAGAUUAUGAAGAAGCGCCGGCUGAACUUUGACAAGGCCAGAAAGGUAUACAUGGAAAGUCGCUUCAAGGCCAACGGCAUCGGUCCCGACGGGCUACCGAGAGACCCAAAGUUUGUCAGUUUCUCUUGA